AUGUCGGCAGUACGGCCAUACGCUCGGCGCACAGCUGGACUUGCGCCGCGCGAGGUGCGCCUGUCUAGAGCGUAUGCGACUCGCGAAGAUCGCAGGCCAGACGGGCAAGACAAAUCGACGACAGGACGAGCCUCAGAUGCACUCUUUCGGUUAGCGGAGGAAGAGGAACGGCAAGCAGCUUCGGAUCCUUCGCAGAACUCGGCAGCAGCUCGAUUGCACACGCUCGUAGCCAAUGCUAGCGAGAAACCAUGGACGGGCGACGAGUCAACGCGAGAUGCUGUCUUGCGCAUGCUCAUCGACAAAUAUCCACCCUUGCGAGACAAGGAUCACAAGAAAGAAGUGCAACAGCCUACGCCUCGCGUGCUAGACGAAGAUCUUGAGGAGGGUCGUCUCAUACGGACAUCGAGCACAGUCGAGCCGGCGGAACCUGUGAAACCCAAGAACCCAUGGGAUUACGAGUUCAAGGCUGCUUCAUCUUGGCAAGAAGCGCCCGUGCGACCGAUCCACAAGACGAUCAUACCUCCAAAGGCCGAGCGAUCCCGAUCCGCACGUUUCACUCGCUUGAAAGAUGCCGUCGCGGAUUACUCACUUGGCGAGUACGCGACUGCGAAGGCGAAAGCUGCCGCUGCGCCUGUCAAUAGAACGAGCGGCUCUGUCAUUCCUAUCGAUCCCAAAGCGUUCACCAAUUUCAUAGAAGAGAAGAUAAGCACAGGCCGAAGGGAUGGGCUGUUCAAAGCGAACAAGUACAGAGGCAAGCCACUGCAGCAAGACAUUAACCAGUCGAAUCCGUUUAUCGACAACACAGACUUUCUCAUGAACCGCAUCAUGCAGAGACAGAGCGCCGCGCCGCCCUUUGUGACGCUACAGCAAGAGCUAGAAGGCGAGCUGCAAGCUUUUCGUACUCUGCUGCAGGAUAGCUGGACGAGGCGUGCUUUGCGUAUGCUGUCACUCUUGCCUCUACAAGCACUCGACUUUGACCGUAUAGGCGACUUUAGAGAUACAGACUGGGAAGCACGUGAGAGAGCUUACCAUGAUGCGUCCAUCACGCAGAUCAAUUCCAUCCUGAGGCGGUACAACGCUCUUGCGCCUUUCAGUGCUCGUCGCCCUCUUGUCAUGCUCAAGUAUGAGCUUGCGGCGUGCUUCACAAAGACGGCGCCGCUCAUACGUGCAGAGCUAGAGCGCAGGAAGCGUGAUGGUAUGGGCACAUUCGUACCUCGCUCGCCCGAUGAGAUCUCGUCCGGCUCGCGCAACGAUUUAGAAGAGAAGAAGGCAGAAGUCGAAUCGCUCUGGCGAGCGUUCACUCGGUCUUUACGUGAGCUGGUCUCGCGUCAACCUACCACCUAA
This is a messenger RNA of Mixia osmundae IAM 14324, 1344 nucleotides long. RefSeq lists its product as uncharacterized. Bases 1 to 1344 code for a protein of 447 amino acids. The record is from RefSeq and is a predicted model, not a curated record. The transcript has a single exon. NCBI's taxonomy places the organism in Eukaryota, Fungi, Basidiomycota, Mixiomycetes, Mixiales, Mixiaceae.